Molecule: messenger RNA, 1692 nt
Organism: Prorocentrum cordatum
Lineage: Eukaryota; Dinophyceae; Prorocentrales; Prorocentraceae
Source: the annotation of a GenBank genome assembly
CAGAAGGUGCCGUCGGAGAUACGGUGUCUGAUGCAGCCGAAAUUUAGACAUGGGCGAAUCUCGCUCGGGCCCCUGGCCUUUUUGCGCCUUCUCGUCCCUCCGUAUGCGUAUUGGCUCAAGCCGUUUGGAUUGACGGUAUGUUUGCUCAAGUUGGCUUUUGGGCGUGUUUUGAUGGAGACGUGAUGUCCAAUGUACUGAAGGCCUCUUUGACUUUGUCUACCUUGCCUUGGCUGUUGGUGGUUCUUCUGUGGCAUACCGCCCACCAUCUUCUGCGGCAGCCCGUAGAGCAUCUUCUGCGAUCUUAUGCGGCAGUCCCCUUUACACUUGUCGCACCGUCGACGGGCAGAUGCACCAGUGAUGCCAGCCUGGUGCACUUCUUCUCGCACCUGUCCUCCCCUGAUCCCGAGAGGCAGCGGCUCUUCGCGGAGGCCGGAAGGAUAGAUAUUUUAAAUGGGUACGCGUCCAGCUCGAUUUGGAUCGACAGGGUUCACACCUACACCGAGCUGCCGCCCGAAUUGUUGGGCGACGCGCGCUGGGAGAAGCAUCUGAAUGCUUCGAGGGGCCACGGCUUCUGGUUCUGGAAGGUAGCCUUGGCGAAUCUCCUCUUGAAGUCUGGACGGAUCUGUGACCGCGACGUAUUGAUAUAUACGGAUUCGGAUUUUGCUUGCUUCGCCAAGCCGCAGUUCGACGCUUACAUUCAAGGGGUGGUUUCUCUAUUGGAAGCGACAAGCGUCGACAUGGUUGUGCAGCCCCAGCCGGAGAAAUUAAUGGAGCGAAAGUGGACGAAGGGUGACGUUUUCCGUCGGUUCGGUACUGAUUGGAGGAGCUAUGAGUUUGGUGGUUCGGCCCAAAUUACGAGUCAGCGUUUUGCUCUGAGAGUCAACAAUCGUACUCGCGAGUUCCUUCAUCAAUGGGAGACGUUGGCAUCUGAUUUCCAGCUAAUCUCAGAUGCAAAAUCGAUAUCACCCGACCCGCCAGGCAGCGUUCAUUACCGACAUGACCAGAGCUUAUUUUCGAUGCUGGUCAAGGCCACGGUGGCGUCAACGUCUCACAUGCGGUUUGGUGUGGCUAAUUUGACAAUUGCAAUGGGCGACGGUUUCGGGCAUGUACAUCCGCAGUGUCAUGACGCUGCCACAGUUGUACGACCAUGGCAACUGGAGUUGCAAAAUCAAAGUAACAACCAAAAGGCCAUGCAAACACGUCCGAAUGCUUAAUCCCCUGAGCCAAGACUACACUGUACUGCCAAUCUGGACGGCAUACAUCUCAACGUCGGCUGCCCAGUUUUGGAUCGUGCGCUGCUUAAUAUUGCCCGCCAUAGAAAUCGCGAGGUUCAACUUCGAGACUGUGUUCCCUCGGACUGCAACGAAGGAGCGCCAUUCGUGCUGGUGAGCAUUGUAUCGGACAAUGCCUUUCCUGCGUGCCGCCAUGUCGGGCGCCCCUAUAUGCUCGCGCCUGUACACUUCCGUUUCCCUCCAGUUCCUCCUUCUUCCUCGUCUUUAGAUUCCUACUCCUUGUUUUUUAUACUCCUCGUGGCCUUUCUUAAUCUUUCACCCUUUUGCUUUCAUUCAUCUCCUCGAGCCGACGGUCGGGCUCCGCUUAGUGGCGGUGCACGCGGGCUCGGUCCCAGAGGCCUCCUAGAGGGUCACCAGACAACCCCACAUGCGUCGCUCACGUUGCAUCCGUCGGUCAUCG